AUGGUUUUUGCUGUAGAAGAGAUCAAUGAAAAUCCCAGCAUCUUGCUUAAUGUCACUCUUGGAUUCCACAUCUAUGACAGCAGUUCCAUUGCAAGGAAUACCUACCAGGCCACAUUGGGCCUGCUCUGCAAUUCACUCCAGUUCUUCCCGAACUAUAACUGUGGAAUCCAGAAAAAGCUUACGGCCGUCAUCGGAGGACUUAGCUCUGCUACAACCGCACACAUGGCAAAGGUCUUGAGCCUUUACAAGAUCCCCCAGAGGAUCUCAUUCAACAACAGUGCUGGAGAUGAAAUCAGAUUUAAUGAACGUGGAGAAUUAGAAGCUGGUUUUGAUGUUACCAACUUGAUCACUUUCCCAAAUCAAUCCUAUGUCAAGAUCAAAGUAGGACGUCUGGAUCCUCAGGCUGCUCCAGAGAAAGUGUUGACCAUUGAUGAGGAAAAAAUCCAGUGGCAUGGAGAAUUCACCAAACUGGUGAAAACAAAAUACCAUUUUCUCCAGUCAUUUGUUGUUUAUGGACAGGUGCCCCCCAUCUCAUUGUGCAAUGACUGCUGCCAGCCUGGCUAUCAGAAGAUCACAAAGGAGGGUGCGCCAUCUUGCUGCUACACCUGUUCUCCAUGCCAAGAAGGGAAGAUUUCAGCUCUGGAGGACACGGACUCGUGUUUCCAGUGCUCUGAAGAUCAGCAUCCAAAUGAGGCUCAAAAUCAAUGCAUCCCUAAGGUUGUAAGUUUCCUCUCUUACGAAGAACCUUUGGGGAUCAGCGUGGCUUUGUUUGCCAUCUCUUUUUCCCUGGUAACUUCCUUAGUGUUGGGAACUUUUAUUAAACACCGGGACACGCCCAUUGUCAAAGCCAAUAACCGGAGCCUCAGCUACACUCUCCUCGUCUCCCUCCUGCUCUGUUUCCUCUGUCCGCUGCUGUUCAUUGGCCAACCUGGGAAAGUGAUUUGCAUGCUCAGGCAAACAUCAUUCAGCAUCACCUUCUCUGUGGCUGUUUCGUCCGUCUUGGCCAAAACCAUGACAGUGCUUCUGGCCUUCUUGGCCACUAAGCCAGGUUCCAGGAUGAGCAAAUGGGUGGGGAAAAGGCUAGCAACUUCCAUUGUUCUUUGUUGCUCCCUUGUUCAAGUUGGCAUUUCGACAGCAUGGCUGGGAUCGGCUCCCCCCUUCCCAGAUUUUGACAUGCACUCAUUGGCAGGUGAGGUCAUAGUGGAAUGUAAUGAAGGCUAUGCCACCUUCUUCUACUGUCUACUGGCCUUUAUGGGUUUGCUAGCUGUCGUCAGCUUCGCUUUGGCUUUCCUAGCCAGGAAGCUUCCAGAUGCUUUCAACGAAGCCAAGUUUAUCACCUUCAGCAUGUUGGUUUUCUGCAGUGUUUGGGUAUCCUUCGUUCCAACCUACCUGAGCACUAAGGGGAAAUACAUGGUGGCAGUAGAGAUCUUCUCCAUUUUGGCCUCUGGGGCUGGACUGCUGAGCUGUAUCUUUUUCCCCAAAUGCUUUGUCAUUAUGAUGAGGCCUGAGCUGAACAAUAGAGAACAGUUAAUAAAGAGAAAUAAAUAUAUGACCUGAAGUGCCACCUGUCUCUUGUCAUGUCUUCACACGGAAAGAAGCAUGAUGCAAAAACACUGCAG
Messenger RNA from Podarcis muralis (Common wall lizard), 1619 nucleotides. The record is from RefSeq and is a predicted model, not a curated record. NCBI's taxonomy places the organism in Eukaryota, Metazoa, Chordata, Lepidosauria, Squamata, Lacertidae.